AUGGACAACAACAUACCUCAACCCAACGCCCCAAAGGCGACCAUCAGGAUCGAAGAACCCUCUUUCCCAAAAGAAACCGACGAUCCCGACCUAAGUCAGCGGGCGCCCCAAACCACCGGGCACGCAACCGGCAUCUCAACCGGCAUAAACUUUCGCUCGCGCGGCAGCUCCCUGUCCAGCUCUCACCGGCCCGAACUAGUCGGCGGCGUAUUCAACCCUCGCAGCAUCAUCUCUCGCGGGAAAAGACCGGCCGAUAGCCGGUCGUCUCAUGAUGGCGCCGCCUCGCACUCGCAUCUUGAUAUCGAGGAGGGCGAUGAUUGGCGUGGUGGACACGAGAAGAAGAAGCAGGUGUUUAAAGGAAGGACGCUGUUGUGGUUGGCUUAUCAAUCUGUUGGUGUGAUUUAUGGCGAUAUUGGGACGAGUCCGCUUUACGUGUUCUCGUCGACAUUCACUGCACCGCCCUCGCACGCCGAUUUGCUCCAGGUUCUUUCGGUUAUUAUUUGGUCCAUCACCAUUCUCGUCACGUUCAAGUACAUCUUUGUCAUUUUGCAUGCGGAUAAUGAGGGCGAGGGCGGCACCUUUAGCUGUUACUCGUUGCUUACCCGGUUUGCCAACAUCACUGAGCGCGACCCGCGAGAACAAGUGACCGUCCGGAUGGAGAGACAUCUAACCAAUGACCUUCACCCCCCUACACGCAAUUUGCGCGCCAAACUCGAAGGAAGCAGGUUCACCCAUAUUCUUCUCAAAGUCAUUGGCGUCCUGGCCGUAUCCAUGGUCAUGUCUGACGGUGUCCUUACUCCGGCUCAGUCUGUCCUCGGUGCCGUUCAGGGAUUGUCCGUCGUGAAGCCUGAUAUCUCCAAAUCCACCGUCACUGGCACAACAUGCGGCAUCCUCGUCCUCCUCUUCCUGAUCCAACCACUCGGCACAUCUAAGCUUGCCACCACGUUUGCGCCCAUCGUUAUCGUCUGGCUGGGCUUGAACUUUUCUUUUGGCAUCUACAACUUGGUCACAUUCGACUGGACGGUCUUGAAGGCUUUCAGUCCCUAUUUCGCCUUCCAGUUUUUCAUCCAGCACAAAACGCGCGCUUGGAGGAUGCUUGGUGGUGUUCUUCUGUCCUUCACAGGCGUCGAGGCACUCUUCGCCGACUUGGGAGCCUUCAGUCUCCGGGCCAUCCAACUCAGCUGGAUGUGCUACACCUACCCAUGUCUGCUGCUAGCAUACAUCGGACAAGCGGCCUACAUCAGCCAUCACCCGGACGCCUACACGAACCCCUUCUUCAACGCGACGCCUCCUGGAACCCUGUACCCAAGUCUGGUCAUUGCCAUUCUUGCUGCCAUAGUAGCCAGCCAAGCCAUGAUCACGGCAACCUUCCAGCUCAUCAGUCAGAUCAUGAAGCUUUCCUACUGCCCCCAGGUCAAAGUCGUGCACACCUCGCAGACCUUCCACGGGCAAAUCUACGUUCCUUUUGUCAACUGGCUGCUCAUGCUGGGCGCCAUCCUUGUCACUGCCGUUUACGGAGACACCGUCAAGCUAGGAAAUGCCUACGGCGUGUGCGUCAUGUUUGUCACCUUCUUCGACACCUGCAUGGUCACGCUCGUCUCUCUCAUUGUCUGGAGGCUGUCGCCUUUCCUUGUGUUCGUCCCCUGGCUUGUGUUCGCUUCCGUCGAUGGGCUCUACCUCUCGGCCGCCUUGAUCAAGGUCCCCGAAGGGGCUUGGUUUACCCUCACGCUCUCCGGCAUCCUAACCUCGCUGUUUUUGCUUUGGCGUUUUGGCAAGGAGAACCAGUGGCGCGCCGAGGCCGAAGACCGGUUCAAGCCGUCCCAUCUCAUUAUAAAAGACAAAGAGGAGGGUGGUCGUCUACGGCUGCAGCCAGUAUGGGGAGGCGACCCGCUCAGCUCGAUCCGCGGAUUUGGUAUCUUCUUCGACAAGACGGGUGUGAUGACGCCUGCGGUGUUCACGCACUACGUGACCAAAUUUGUCGCGAUUCCGGAAGUGGCCGUAUUUUUCCACCUGCAUCCCGUCGAGGUGCCGACGGUGUUGCCAGAGGAGCGGUAUGCUGUCUCGCAUUUCACGGCGGUGCCAGGGUGUUAUAGGCUGGUGAUCAAGCAUGGCUUCAUGGAUGAGGUGAUAAGUCCUGACUUGGCGGCCUUGAUCUACGAACAAAUCAGACGGUUUGUGAUAAGGCAGGCUAUCGAAAGGGCGAGAGCUUUAGAGAAGUUGAGGACGGGUGAAGAUACGGACUGCGAAGGGGAGGGGGAGGCCACAGAGGGGGAGACUUCGCAUCAAGAGAAUCGUCAGGGGCAUCGGGUCCUGAUGGCGUGCAACUCCCCGUCGAGCUCCGCGAUGAAAAGGCAGCGGCAGAACUGGCUCGUCUUGAUCGCGCGUAUGCUUCCAAGAUUCUGUACGUGGUUGGCAAGGAGCAGAUGCGGAUCAAGACCGGUGCGCCAAUUGCUCGGAGGUUCCUGUUGUCGGUGUUCUUGUGGAUCAGGGACAACACGCGGGCCAAGAUUGCAAAUUUGCGCUUGGCCAUGGAUCGCGUGGUUGAAGUGGGCUUUGUCAAGGAGAUUUGAAGGGAUGAUUUGCAACAUGUUCGGCCUUGGUCCUGUGUCUUCGGACCCGAAUUCUAUCCAUUUCCCGUAG
Molecule: messenger RNA, 2640 nt
Organism: Sordaria macrospora k-hell
Lineage: Eukaryota; Fungi; Ascomycota; Sordariomycetes; Sordariales; Sordariaceae
Biological process (GO): potassium ion transmembrane transport
Cellular component (GO): membrane
Molecular function (GO): potassium ion transmembrane transporter activity
Source: RefSeq, a predicted model, not a curated record